UUCUUCUUCUUCUUCCAUUGAGCAAUUACAGCAGGGGUGUACAUUUCGAUUUAAGAUAGCAAUAUGUCCCUCGCAGCGUCUUCUGCAACGGCAGUUUGCAGGAGCGCGUGCCGGUCACAGUUUCGGCUACCAGUAUGGACACGAACUGACGCGAGUUCGUGGACAAAACCGCUCUCUUUCACCCUCCGCCGCCACCACUCCUCCGCCAUUGUCUCCCCUCUCCUUCACCUCCGCACAUUUCCCUGCCGCCCUCAACAUUCCAAUAACAAUUCACAACCACUCCCCCUCACCCAAUCCCACUUCAGCACCUCCCCUUACUCCUCGGGGAACCCCAAUGACGCAUACACAAGCCCCUACAAAGCCAAACGCACCUGGCCCCCAGACGUAUCCAAACUAUCUCCGAAGCAGCAGUUCCGCUUAGAGCGCAAAUACCGACGGCGCGCGAAACUAAAAUGGGCCAGACCGACAUGGAAGAAAUGGACAAAAUUGGUACAAUGGACUCUAAUCGGGUUUGUAUUGAUAUAUUCGCUGUUUUUCAUGGAAUUGAAAGAUGGAGGAAAUAAUCCUUUCGCUUCGUUGCGAGAAUAUACGCGGGAAUUUUUCACCGAGUUGUUAUGGUCGAAUCCACGGGGCGCCUUGCGAAAGCCCUCCGGUGCCGAUACCACAGGGCACUCCAAUGAAAAUAAACAAGGAUGAAGGGCUAGAGUUGGACACUUAUCUCUCUGGUGUCGUGCAAUAGUGAAUUAUGUGAACUAUUACUGGCUGUAGGUGGAAUGGGAUUAAAUACGAUAUGCUAAGUCCUUGCAGACGAUAGUGUAUAACUGGCGAAGAGGCGGAAGGGCCUUACUGGACCAAAAGGAGGUGGUCAGCAUUCGCUUAAAUGAGCGUCACGAUCGACAUCGCAUAAUCAUAGGUGUUGACCAAACCAAUAUACACUUGCACCAUUUCCCCCUUGGCAGCUGAGCAUUAGGAAUCUUUGGAGAGUGCAGCUACUGGUAAGACAGGGAGCAUGCAGCGCAAAUGUUUCGUGGUUUUCAGUCUUAAUAGCCUUAUCAUUCGAAUUAUCUACUUCAAUCA
This is a messenger RNA of Coccidioides immitis RS, 1077 nucleotides long. RefSeq lists its product as uncharacterized. The transcript has 4 exons. Bases 64 to 696 code for a protein of 210 amino acids. NCBI's taxonomy places the organism in Eukaryota, Fungi, Ascomycota, Eurotiomycetes, Onygenales, Onygenaceae. The record is from RefSeq and is a predicted model, not a curated record.